Diabrotica balteata is the source of this 2127-nucleotide messenger RNA. NCBI's taxonomy places the organism in Eukaryota, Metazoa, Arthropoda, Insecta, Coleoptera, Chrysomelidae. The record is from the annotation of a GenBank genome assembly.
GCACCGUCAGGUGAUCAGGAAAAUAACAACGAACUUGUUUUUUUUAUGCAGAUGUUUUUAUCAAAAAGCAUGUCUUUUGUAGUUUUUGAAGUGAAAGUGUUUUUCCUAAUAGUUAUAAAAAUUAAUUAUUUGGUAUGUAUUCAGAACGAGUUGGUGGUUCGAGUUACUGGUGGUCCUUUUGUUGCACAAUUGUUAGCCGAAGAGCAUGGACAUCUUUAUAAGGGACCAGUUAGAGGAUUUGAAGAUACCUAUAUAUUAAUUCCGUUAGAAAAUGUGUAUGAAAAUCAUCAAAAACGUGGAUUUUUUUCGAAAAAAAUUGUAAAUGACCAAAGGGUAUUGUGGGCUGAAGAACAACAUGCUAAAUUAAGGCAAAAAAGGGACUUUAUUGCAGAAGAAGAUAUGCCCAAAGAGCGAGUUAAAAGGGUGGAAGAUAUUCCAAUUCGUCAAAGAAAAACAUUAGUAACAGCCUCCGACCAAACGUUUAAUGAUGAAUUGUGGUCACAACAAUGGUAUCUGCGAGAUACUAGAUCUCGUUUAGACCUUCCAAAAUUAGACUUAAAUGUUCUUCCUGUGUAUUAUAUGGGUAUAACUGGUAAAGGAAUUCGAAUAUCAAUCCUCGACGAUGGAAUUGAAUAUACACAUGAUGAUUUAAGAGAAAACUAUGAUCCUGAAAUAAGUUGGGAUUGUAACGAGGACGAUAAUGAUCCAUAUCCUAGACUAGAUGCACCGAAGUCCAAUAAUCAUGGUACUAGAUGCGCUGGAGAGGUAGCUAUGAUGGCUAAUAAUCGAAAAUGUGGCGUUGGAAUAGCAUUUGGAGCAAAAGUUGGAGCUGUAAAAAUGUUAGAUGGCAUCAUUACCGAUCGAAUUGAAGGUACUGCACUAGGAUAUGCUCAACAUUUGGUCGAUAUUUACAGCGCAUCUUGGGGGCCCAAUGAUGAUGGAAAAACUGUUGAUGGUCCAGGUAGAUUGGCAAUGGAGGCUAUAGAAAGAGGAAUACGAGAAGGACGUGGUGGUAAAGGAGUUAUCUACGUAUGGGCUUCAGGUAAUGGAGGUAACAAUAAUGAUAACUGCAAUUGUGAUGGUUAUUUGGCCAGUCCGUAUACAAUUUCUAUAGGAAGUGCCUCACAAAAGGGACAAUUUCCAUGGUAUGGGGAGGCAUGUGCUUCCACUUUAGCUGUUACAUAUUCUUCGGGAGCUUACAAAGAUCAGAUGAUAACAACUACAGACAUUAAAAAUUCAUGUACAACUAAACACACAGGAACUUCAGCUUCUGCUCCACUAGCAGCAGGAAUCAUAGCUUUGGCAUUAGAAGUUAACGGAAAUUUAACUUGGCGAGAUGUUCAACAUUUAAUAACAUGGACUUCCGAAUUGGCACCUCUGACGCACAAUCCUGGAUGGCAACAAAAUUCCGCAGGUUUUUGGGUAAGCGAUCGAUUUGGUUUUGGAUUAAUGAAUGCAUUUGGAUUAAUACGAGAGGCUAUUAAUUGGAAAACAGUUCCUGAGAGAAAAUCGUGCCGAAUUUUGCUAAGAACGAAUUCUACCUUAUCAUCCAGUGAACCAGUAAAAAUAAAAAUUACUUCGAGUGGAUGUAAACAGACAGAUCAUGAACUGAAAUAUUUGGAACAUGUUGAGUUACAAACUAAUAUAAAUUACACAUCUAGAGGAUCAUUGCAAAUAAAAUUAUAUUCACCUGCAGGCACGAUGGUAAACCUAUUGGCUCCAAGAAAAUUAGACAAAAGUUCACAAGGGUUUCAAAACUGGACCUUCAUGUCUGUUAUGACUUGGGGAGAGAUUGCUGAGGGAAUUUGGACAAUAGUCAUUACGGAUGUAACUUCCUCUAAGAAGCACAUAGGCUCUGUGGGCGAUACAAUGUUAAUCCUACAUGGAACAAAACAUCUACCGACACACAUGAGAGAAGGUCCAAGAAACUAUGACGAAAAUUAUAACCGUCUCCAAAACCGCGUGAAAUUGGCCCCUACUACGAAUUACGAAACACAUAACCUAGUAGAUAGAGUCCAGAAUGUAGAAUCUCGAUCUGCUUAUUUACCACAGGAUAUUAUGGAGGAGAUUUUAAUAAAUGAUUUGUACCAUUGAAUCUAAGAUAUAUUAUAAAUUAUUUUAGCAGUU